This is a messenger RNA of Gymnogyps californianus (California condor), 2218 nucleotides long. RefSeq names its product glyoxalase domain containing 4 (gene GLOD4). Lineage: Eukaryota; Metazoa; Chordata; Aves; Accipitriformes; Cathartidae. The record is from RefSeq and is a predicted model, not a curated record.
AUGGCGGCUCGGCGGGCGCUGCACUUCGUCUUCAAAGUGGGCGACCGCGGCCGGAGCGCGCGCUUCUACCGCGAGCUGCUGGGCAUGAGCGUGUUGAGGCACGAGGAGUUCGAGGAGGGCUGCAAAGCCAGCUGCAACGGCCCUUAUGAUGGAAAAUGGAGCAAAACGAUGGUGGGCUACGGGCCAGAAGACAAUCACUUUGUUGCAGAAUUGACUUACAAUUAUGGUAUUGGAGAAUAUCGCCUGGGCAAUGACUUUCUGGGCAUAACGCUUGUGUCCAGCCAGGCUGUGAGCAAUGCUAAGAAGAUGGGGUGGCCCCUCAAAGUCACAAGUGGUAUUUUUGAAGCUGAAGCCCCAGGAGGAUACAAGUUCUACUUGGAAGACAAGGAACAGCUCAAGCAAGAUCCUGUGCUAAAGGUAACCUUGGGUGUCUCCGAUCUGCAGAAGUCUGUUAACUACUGGUCUGAUUUGCUCGGGAUGAAAAUAUAUGAGAAGGAUGAGGAAAAACAAAGGGCUUUGCUAGGCUAUGCAGAUAACCAGUGUAAGCUGGAGUUGAAGACUGUUGGCGGAGCGGUGGAUCACGGGACAGCGUUUGGGCGGAUUGCCUUCUCCUGUGCGAAGGAGGAGUUGCCAAACAUUGAAGCACUGAUGAAAAAGGAGAAUCAGAAAAUUUUAACGCCUCUGGUUAGCUUGGACACACCUGGCAAAGCCACAGUGCAAGUGAUUAUUUUGGCUGAUCCUGAUGGCCAUGAAAUCUGUUUUGUGGGAGAUGAAGCAUUUAGAGAUCUGUCCAAGGUGGACCCUAACGGUGACAAACUGUUAGACGAUGCCAUGGCAGCAGACAACAGUGACAAAUGGUUUGCUGAGCAGAAAAUGAAGAAGGCUUCUGCUUAGCGGAGAAAAGGACGGGACUGCUCGUUUGUGCCUUGGUUUUCAUCUGAGCAACGUGCCAAUCCUCUAUAACGUGUUGAAUUACCCCUUCCAGUAAGAGGGUGCCGUAAUGUCCCAUGCUGGUGGUUUUUUUGUUUGUUUGUUUUUUUAAUUUAAGCUUGUGUCUGUUACUGCUACUCUCUCCUUUCAAGCAAAUAGCAUGUUCUCCUUCAAAAAAAUUAGGUUGUGCAGUAAGGAGCAGGUUGAGCACGUAGCAUCGAAAACAGGGGUCCCCAGUUAAGAGGAAAACCUCACAUUUCUGUGGUGGUGUUAUACUUGAAAAAGAGGUUGCUAGGUUCAUUACGGUAUCUAAUUCUCUAACUAAUUGGCUUUAGCCGUCCUGGAUUUGCAGCUUAGAGAAGAGAUUUUCAGGUGGCUGUGGCUGUGAGUAUUGCAGGUACGCGGGUCGCGAAGUGUCAGGCUGAAGGGAAGGGCUGUGCACGGAGAACUUGAGCAGUUCAGCUAUCGUAGUGCAUGCCUGUUUAUUGGGAACAGAGAAAUUACCUUGCUAAGGCACGUGAAUAUUCUAGUCUGGAACAAACCCUAUUUUCAUUCCAAGAUGUUUCCCCAGCUUUCGAGGUGAAACGUUCGCUUGAGAAGCCCGUGGUGCGUUUCUCACUGGGGUCACGUUAUUGAUGGGGUGGUUUCCAUCCCUUACCAAGGAGACUUCCACAUUCCGGGCCGGAGCCGGGGCCGUGCUUCAGGGCGUGUAGCAGCGCUGCGCUGUCUGCUGAGGUGCCAGGAGGCAGCUUGAAUCGAGUAUAUCAUGGUUUUGCAAUUCGCUUUUGAUGAGAAAUUGCCUUUAGAAGGAACAGUUCAGGGUUUAUUCUGUUGGAAUGAAGUCACUCUACUUUUGCUAGUGGAACAAGAGCUGGGAAUACAGGGAGUAAUUACCAACAUUGUCCGUGUCAGGCGCACUGCCUGGUCUGUAAUCUUUCUUGGUGAAAACCUUAAAUAAGCUUCACAGAGAAAAGCAGGCAAAAGCAGCAGCGUUGGCAGUCGCCGAGGCACGUCAGCACUUGUAGUGAAUAUUCUGAGUUUAAACAGGAGAAAUUCCUCGCUGUGAUCUUGUUGUUCGAGCUUUUCGGUUCAAGUUCAAUGACGCUUUUGAAUCGUGUACCGAUCAAGUGAAAAAUGUCACGCGUAGGCUGCGCCCCUGAAACUGGCGCUGCCGCUUGCCAGUGUCGCCCUUAAACGAAUAAAAGUGAUUCGGGAGGACGGUUUGAGUGCCUGCCUUCCAGCUGCCCGCCAUGGCGCUGCACCGAGCUUCCUCUCCCUUUUAAUUGGG